AUGAAAAAUGUAUUGGUUGUUUGGUUAUUUAUUAUAACAAUUUCAUUAACAUUAAAUGGAAAAUCACAUCUUAAAUUUCCUUUUGCUUCAUCAAAUUUUGCAGAUAAAUUUAUUCCAGUAGAUCCAGAAGAAUUAGAAAUAGCUAAAGAACAAGCUAAAGAAAUGUUCUUUUUUGGCUACAAUAAUUAUUUAAAGUUUGAAUUUAAAAAAGAUAUUGAUUCUUUAAAUACAUUGGUUGUUGUUGGAAGUAAAGAUGCUUUUCAUAAAGCUGUUAAGCUUGUAAUUGAAACUGUUUCUUUUGAAAAAAAUGUUACUGUUCAAGUGUUUGAGGCAACUAUAAGAGUUAUUGGCUCACUCCUGUCUGCACACAUGAUCUUAACUAACGAAAAUCCUUUUCAUGGCGAUUUCACUUUUCCUGAAUAUGAUUCUGAAUUGCUUACAAUGGCACACGAUAUUGCUGGCAGACUUUUACCUGCUUUUAGUGGAACUGGCACAGGACUUCCUUAUCCCCGUGUUAAUUUAAUUCACGGUGUUUUGCCGGGUACUUCGAAUGAAACUUGUACAGCUGGUGCUGGCUCUUUAUUAUUAGAAUUUGGUGUUCUCUCGAGGUUAUUAAAUGAUCCAACAUUUGAAGAAAAAGCGAGGAAAGUUAAUGAAAUUUUGUGGGAAUUUAGAAAUAAAGAAACUGGACUUAUGGGUAUUUUAAAAAUAAUUUUGUGUUUAAAGUUCUUUUUAGGUAAUAUUAUUGAUAUUCAAACUGGGGAAUGGAAAAGUUUUAUGGCAGGAAUGGGAGCAGGAUUUGAUUCAUUUUUUGAAUAUUUAUUGAAGGCACAUAUUCUCUUUGGAGAAACACGUGAAUUGGAAAUGUUUAUUGGAAUUAGAAAAAGUAUAAGAGAACAAAUUAGGCGUGGACGGCCAAAAUGCAGAUUUGGAGAUGGAAAUCCACCAUUAUAUCCUAAUGUUGAUAUGCGUGAUGGAAGUAUUAUCAAUACUUGGUUGGACGCUCUACAAGCAAGUUUUGCUGGCGUUCAAGUAUUGGAUGGUGAUUUAGAUGAAGCAAUAUGUUCCCACGCGGUUUAUUAUGCAAUCUGGCAGAAAUAUGAAAUGAUUCCCGAACGCUUUAAUUGGCAUUCAAAAACACCCGAUGUUAGUUUUUAUCCGUUAAGACCGGAAUUUAUUGAAUCAACAUAUUUACUCUUUUUGGCAACAAAAAGUCCUUUUUAUCAACGUGUUGGAAUGCAAAUUGUUGACUCUUUAAAUCUACAUACUCAUGUGGUUUCGCAACAGUCCACAACGUUUUGGAUAAAUCACUUGAGGAUCGAAUGGAAUCAUUUUUCUUGUCAGAAACAUGCAAAUACCUCUAUCUGCAACCCUCUAAAUUGGCAUUACGAAAAAUUGUUAUUUUCAACAGAAGGGCAUACAUUCCCCAUCGUGCGGAGUUUAAGACGACACCCAGUUGGGCCAGUUUAUCAUGAUGAAACUGACACACUUUCAUGGUCAACAACAAAACCUCAAAAUUUUGGAAAUGGAACGAUUUAUCAAUCUUGCAACUCUUUACCCUUGCCGGAUGAUGAAGGUAACAUUUUCCUGACUAAACCACUUCCAAUUUCGCCUUUCCAUUUGGGCCAGUAUUUCAGGGUGAUUGAUACAUCACUAGAUGAUUAG
Meloidogyne enterolobii is the source of this 1665-nucleotide messenger RNA. NCBI's taxonomy places the organism in Eukaryota, Metazoa, Nematoda, Chromadorea, Rhabditida, Meloidogynidae. The record is from the annotation of a GenBank genome assembly.